AUUCCAAAAAUACAAUCACCGUGAAUCGCACGGUAGAUUACUAGUUAGGUUAAAAUUUUAAAUAGUGCGUUUAAAAGUUUCCUAUUUGUUGGACGAGUUUAAAAAGGAAUCGGAUUCUUGAGUUUAUUGAAAGUUUUUGACUCUAUAUAAGUAUAGGAGUCUAGACCUAAAAUCAAUAAUUAAAACGCCAAUAACAGCAUAAGGAGAGGAAAUCGCCACCGCCGCCGCCGGAAACCCACGCCGGAGAAAAUCGCCGGAAAGAAGAAAACCGAGACAAAUGGAUCUCCAGCGAUCCAUCCAGAACCAGAGCGACUUUUCACUGUCACUUGCGAAGCACGUGAUCGCCAUCCACGCCAAAGACAAAAACCUAGUCUUCUCUCCUCUGUCGAUCCACAUCGCUCUCAGUAUGGUUGCAGCCGGGUCGGACGGCCCGACCCGAGACGAGUUACUAGGGUUUCUCAAGUCCAAAUCCAUUGAAGACCUCAAUUUUCUCUCGUCGGAAAUUGUGACCGGGGUUUUCGCCAAAAGUAACGGAGGGCGCCGUAGGCCCCGUUUAUCGUUGGCUAACGGCGUUUGGGUUGAACAGAGUAACCGCUUGAAGCCCGCUUUUCGAGAAAUUAUGCAUAAUUCUUACAUGGCUGCUUCUAAUCACGUUGAUUUUGAGAAUAAGGCUGAAGAGGUGAGAGAAGAAGUGAAUGCAUGGGCCGAAAAGGAAACGAAUGGCCUCAUCAAAGAUUUACUCCAACCCGGUUCGAUUACUCCCGGUACUAUGCUUAUAUUAGCGAACGCGGUGUAUUUUAAAGGAACUUGGGAAGAAGAAUUCGACGAAUCGAUUACUAGAGACUUGGAGUUUUUCCUCCAAAGUGGAAGCUCAAUAAAAGCACCCUUCAUGUGCGCCGGCGGUAGCUACCAAUUCAUUCGCGCUUUUGAUGGAUUUAAGGUUUUGAGAUUAUCGUACGUAAAAGCUAAAGACAACCGUAAAUUCUCAAUGUAUUUCUUCCUCCCCGAUGCCAAAGACGGACUGCCCGAUUUGGUCGAAAAAAUUGGCUCCGAAUCAAGAUUCAUCGAAAACCACAUCCCACAUAAUGCAGUCAAAGCCGGCAAAUUUAGAAUCCCGAAAUUCAAAAUAGGUUUCGGUUUUGAGGCCUCGGGACUUGUUAACGGACUUGGAGUGGUGCAUCCUUUUUUGGGGGGCGAUGGUGUGUCGGAGAUGGUGGAGGAGGUACUUUAUGUUUCGAGAAUCUUCCACAAGUCGUUCAUCGAAGUGAACGAGCAAGGCACGGAAGCUGCAGCGGUUACCGAAGUUGAAAUGGACAUGGGUUGUUGUAUGGGGGAAGAAGAGGAGACGGUUGAUUUUGUGGCCGAUCAUCCUUUCGUAUUUGUUGUGAGAGAAGAUGUGAGCGGCGUGGUUCUCUUCGUCGGACAAUUACUUAAUCCCUCUCUUGAUGAGUAAUUUGCAUCAAUAGUAUUAUACAUGUCAAUUUUUAUGCUCAAAAUUUGAUAGUAUUUUCUUAAAUAGAAUUUUGAUACACGUUUAUGCUCAAAUUUCCGAACCUUAAUUACUAAACAUUUACUAUAUUAUGUUUCCUACUUUUCAAGUU
Messenger RNA from Erythranthe guttata (spotted monkey flower), 1601 nucleotides. The record is from RefSeq and is a predicted model, not a curated record. Lineage: Eukaryota; Viridiplantae; Streptophyta; Magnoliopsida; Lamiales; Phrymaceae.